Molecule: messenger RNA, 1750 nt
Organism: Leucoraja erinaceus (little skate)
Lineage: Eukaryota; Metazoa; Chordata; Chondrichthyes; Rajiformes; Rajidae
Exons: 3
Coding region: 891-1499 (202 amino acids)
Source: RefSeq, a predicted model, not a curated record
GUCACGCACCUACGAAAGCCUCCGCCGGCUCCAACAGCAGGAGCGAGAGAGCGGACAGGACAGCGCUGAGGCCGCGCAUGGUGCCGGCACAGGCCCGGUCGGCAGCCUCGGGCCCUCGCCUGACGUGCAGCUAGCUGCGGAUGAAAUGUCUCCAUCAUGGUCAUCGUGAAGGUUCCCAAAGUUCACGUGACGGAAUGAAGUUAGCAAUUUUUUCUGUGCAGAAGGUGAGAUGGAAGGUAUCAGUAUUAUUCCACAGACCAGAAACAUCAUUUUUCCAAUAUACAAGGAAUUCCAUCCAGAUCUUUGCAGGUGUCCAAUUCCUAGCCUUUUCCUCGCCAACGUGCGCUCACUGUCAAACAAAAUGGACAAACUAUGGCUAAGGAUCACCUCCCACAACUGGAUCAAAGACUGCAGCAUCCUGAUCUUCACGGAAACUUGGCUCAACACCGACGUUCCCGACAGCGCCAUCCAGCUAACGGGGCGUCAUUUACUCCAAGCGGACAGGACAUCAGACUCCGGUAAGACCAGAGGUGGGGGUCUGUGCAUUUAUGUAAAUAAAGCAUGGUACACGGACUCCACCUUCAUCGAGAGUCACUGCUCAGCUAACCUUGAGUUCCUCUUGGUUAGAUGCAGACCGUUCUAUCUGCCCAGAGAGUUCACCUCCACUGUUGUGACUGCAGCCUAUAUCCCUCCUGAUGCUAAUGCCAAGCUUGCAAUGAAAGAGCUGCAUACUUCCAUUAGCAAUCAACAGACGCACAGCCCUGAGGCAGCCUUCAUUGUUGCGGGUGACUUCAAUCACUCUAACCUGAAGACUGUAUUCCCCAAAUUCCACCAACAUGUCUCCUUCCCCACUAGAGUAGACAAGACACUGGACAAAGGCUGAAGACAACAUGGCUGAAGCUUACAAAGCCAUCCCCCGCCCCCACCUUGGUAAGUCUGAUCACGUCUCAUUGUUCCUGCACCCUAAGUACUCCCCACUCAUCAGACGGGUUAAACCAACUGUGAGGACAGUUAAAGUCUGGUCAGAGGAAGCGGACUUCACACUUCAGCAGUGUUUUGGAAACACUGACUGGAAGGCGUUUGCAACCCAGGCCACCCUUGACUCCCACACGGACAUUGAUUCCUACACAUCCUCUAUUCUGGACUUUAUAAACUCCACCAUCAAUAGUGUCACCUCCCUCAAACAGGUGACCAUAUUCCCGAAUCAGAAGCCAUGGAUGAACAGCGAGGUCAGGCUACUGCUGAAAGCAUGGGACACCGCUUUCAGGUCAGGCGAUGCUCGAGCCUACAGCUCAUCCAGGGCAAACCCGAAGAGGGGCAUCAGGAAGGCCAAGCACUGCCAUAAGCUCAGGAUUGAGGAGCACUUCAAUAACAACUCCGACCCCCGACGCAUGUGGCAAGGCAUCCAGGCUAUCACGGACUAUAGACCCUCCAACACCACCCCCACAUCCAGUGACGCCUCCUUCCUUGAGGAGCUUAAUCACUUCUAUGGCCGCUAAGACAGGGACAAUCUAGAGACAGCCAUCAAGGCUGUGCUCCCUGCCGAUCACCAACCCCUCACACUCACCCCCUAUGACGUAUACGUGGCACUGAGUAGGACUAAUGCACGUAGGUCUGCUGGCCCUGACGGCAUCCCCGAGCGCGUGCUCAGGGCCUGUGCUGCGCAGCUGACAGACGUCUGGACUGACAUCUUCAACCUGUCACUUGCCCAAGCAGUUAUCCCCAUGUGCCUUACAAAACCACCUCCAUC